Messenger RNA from Cydia splendana, 4286 nucleotides. It is a transcript of the gene step, whose product is annotated as cytohesin-1. The coding region runs from base 192 to 1487 and encodes 431 amino acids. NCBI's taxonomy places the organism in Eukaryota, Metazoa, Arthropoda, Insecta, Lepidoptera, Tortricidae. The record is from RefSeq and is a predicted model, not a curated record. The transcript has 9 exons. Gene Ontology annotation, biological process: regulation of ARF protein signal transduction. Gene Ontology annotation, molecular function: guanyl-nucleotide exchange factor activity.
AGUAUCAGACGGUCCGCCACGCCGUGCGGACGCGUCGCUACGUCGCUCUGAACCGCAUACAGCUGACAGUUACCGGGACCGCAGUGCCAAGGGACUGUGUACUUUGUGAAUCUAGUGCUGUUUUUGACGGAUUCUGACUGCAGUAUUGUGUUGUGUAGAGCGUUAGAAGCGUGUGAUGCGCUCGUGAAGUGAUGUUCAUCAAAGCCGGGCCUCCGGCCGAGGAGGAGCGCCGGGGUUCGGUCUCCAACUGGUUUUCUUCACUACGGCGGGGCGGGCGGCGGCGGCGCGAUGAACCCUCGCCCUCUAACUACGGCUCGCUGGGCCGCCGUAAGGACACGCAGCCCCGCGGCAAGACAAGGUCUGCCUGGGACCUAACUUCUGUAUCUAGACUGCAACUCAAAGAUGAGCUCGGCGAGGUGGUCGCAGAGCUGGAGGCCCUGGACGGGCAGGAGGAGUGCAAACAGAACAGCAAGGCCAAACAGAUGAGCAUCGGCAGGAAAAAGUUCAACAUGGACCCCAAGAAAGGUAUCGAAUACCUAUACGAGAACGGUCUCCUCCAGAGGACACCCGAGGACGUAGCACAGUUCCUGCACAAGGGCGAGGGACUGAGCAAAACCGCCAUCGGGGAUUACCUCGGCGAGCGCUCGGACUUCAACGAGGCUGUGUUGCGUGCCUUUGUGGAGCUGCACGACUUUACGGACCUCAUUCUGGUGCAGGCACUAAGACAAUUCCUCUGGAGCUUCCGUCUCCCCGGCGAGGCCCAGAAGAUCGACCGCAUGAUGGAGUGCUUCGCGCAGCGCUACUGCCAGCUCAACCCGGACAUCUUCACCAACGCGGACACCUGCUACGUGCUCAGCUUCGCCAUCAUCAUGCUCAAUACUUCGCUACACAACCCUAGCGUUAAAGAAAAACCGGGGCCCGAGCAGUUCGUCGCUAUGAACAGGGGGAUCAACAAUGGAGGGGAUUUACCACAUGAAUUGCUCUUGUCAUUAUACGAGUCGAUAAAGACGGAGCCGUUCAAGAUACCGGAGGACGACGGGAACGAUCUCAUGCACACGUUCUUCAACCCGGACAAGGAGGGGUGGCUGUGGAAGCAGGGCGGCAGAUACAAGUCAUGGAAGAGACGGUGGUUUAUACUCAACGAUAACUGCCUGUACUACUUCGAAUACACGACGGACAAGGAGCCAAGGGGCAUCAUUCCACUUGAAAAUAUAUCUGUGCGGCCGGCGUCGGACCGCACGCGGCCGCACUGCCUGGAGCUGUACGCCAGCGGCGGCGCCGACCUCAUCAAGGCCUGCAAGACCGACUCCGAGGGGAAGGUCGUCGAGGGAAAGCACACCGUUUAUAGAAUGUCAGCAUCGGCGGCGGAGGAGCGCGACGAGUGGAUCGAGUGCCUGCGCCGCUCCAUCAGCCACAACCCCUUCUACGACAUGCUCGCGCAGCGCAAGAAGAAGGCGCAGCACCAGCACGCCCAUCCCGCGCACUAGCGGCACCCACACACUACCCACUACUCCACUACUCACACGUGGGCCGAGCUAGUGGACUUUUGCUCGGUUUAUUACCCGAUCGGGACGAUGGUUUUGGCUAAACGAGCUCAUACCGAUACGGCAUUGAUGAGACGUAUACGCUGUUAAUCUUUCUCCGCAUCCUUGUUAACGGCCCGGAUCGGAAGAGUAUCUUACUAGAAAAAGAGCGUAUUUUUUUCUGGUUUAGUAGCACGAUUGUUGGCCAAAGUAUUUGACGGAAACGCUGGGUAUAUUCUAUCUUAAUAUGCAACUCCGAAUAAUUAUUCAUUGACUAUUAAACGUUAAUUGAUUCAAAAUUGAUCAUUCGACGCGACGUUCAAUAGAAGCCACUGUCAAACAGGGAAGCGCCACUAUGGCGGUAAACUACUAUAUACAAAUACUUUGAGCAUCUCGCCAGUUUCAUGAAUUUGGGAGCCUACUGCAAAAAUCUAAAUUUGUGUAUCUGCAUCACUCUAAAGAGUAUUUUUAAGCAUUCGCGGUGGCACUCAGUUAACAACUAGCGCACACAAGGUUCUAAUUUAAACUGUAUUGUGACAAUGACAAUUGUUUUAAAAACGACUCCUCUGUUCCUACGCUCGUUUCGUCCGUUUUUUUAUAUAAGUACUAAAUAUCGGAUCGACAUGAAAAAUGGUAUGUAAUGUGUCUAAGUAUCGAAAUAUGUUACAUAACAUUACGUUUUAGAUUACAUACUCAAAGUUAAUUCAAUUUCAUUACAAUGUUUCCGUGUUACAGUGAUGUAAUGUGCAGCUUUAAUGCAGCUGAAUAUUUAUGCAAUAAUUCAUAUUUAUUACCAACACGGGAAUCUUGUGCUUAUACUUUUUAUACCCGAAGACGAAAACUUCCGUUUACACAACGGAUACUGAACGAUUCUUUCGUUUUAAAUUUGAUUUGAAGAGCGGCUUAUACGGCGGUGGUUAGAAUAGUUACAACCAAAUAAUCAUGAUAAUGUCACAUGACAAAUAUAUGGGUUUGCUUUAAACAUAUGGCCAUAAUAAGCCCAUAAUUAUGAAUAGAUUGACGUCCAUCUAAAACGUAUAAGACGACAAGUAGUUAAUGAUUAGUCAGUAGUCAGACUUCAAUCAUUGUGAUAUUCGCUGCGACAGCAACCCUUUGUCGCGUGUCGCGCUGUCAGACCCCACAGCUGCUGAACCCGUGUCCCGGGGAGCGAUAAACGACGCGACAAAUAUCAGUAGCUGUCAACUUGUCGUGUGUUGUCGCUCGCCGGCCGACGGUAUAUCGUUGUCCAUGUAUAUAACGAAGGAAAGACUGAACACAUGAUAGUGUAAUUUUUACACGAUUUAUUUGAAUUGAAAAUAGUAAAAACAUGGUGCAUUGUACGUGCGUACUGCCAAAUUAUAAUUUAAGAUAAUUUGCGUCUGUAUGAGAUAUUUCUUUUAAUUGGAAUUUAUUAAUGUUUAUAUUUCAAAUGCAAUGUUCUUGACAAUAAUUAUGUUUAUCAAGAUGGUUGCUAACCUUGGCGGGUCAUGAUUUAACACUUCUCGAGUUUCUGUUAUUAAAUCACAGGAGGACGUUAGGUAUUGAUGAAAGUAUUACUUUAAAGGUUAAUCUACCAUACGACAGUGUAAAUUAAUGUUUGUAUAAAUAGCUUAGUGUUAAAUUGUCAGUUUAGUGUAAAAAUGUAGUAUAGUUUGAGUUCAGGCUGCGAAGAUGUAAAUAUUUCUAAAUGGAAAGUUAUGGACGCCUUAGGAUACUGCUUGUUAGCUACCAUUUUAGUUCACAUUCCUCCUCUCAAACAAUUAUGUGAGGCGCCUUUCAUUACCUAGUGUUAGUUAUCAUGCAUUAUAAUCUUUAGUCACUCAAAAAUGUAACUUCCUUUAGUGAAUUAGCUAAUAAUCCUUAUUUUUUAUUAAUGUAAAAUGUGAAAUACCAAUUACCAACAGAUUUUUAAUGUAAAUGGCGACCAAAAUCUUAGAAAUUUCGUAAUUUAGUUACGCCACCGACAUAUCACCAAACAUCGACAUGGCAAUACUUCUGUAUACGACUGAAAUUCUUAUUUAUAUUCUCAUUGUUUGUCAAACGACAUGCUUUUUACAUCUUAAUCACUUAAUUCUCCGCGUCUCUUCUUUGUGCGUCUUCAAAGAAUAUGUAAAUGAUGGAGCAUUGUCCUUCACGCUCGUGUUUAUUGUUAUUGUGAUAUGUUGUAUGUAUAUUUAAUGACAUCACCGUUCCUACGUCGCUUGCUACACGCGCGCGUUGUAUGAAUAAUUUAUUCGCCGAAAAGGAAACUAAUCGACCAAUUACAGACUAUUUAACAACUUUAAUGUGUUCACAAUUUACUCAACGGUCUAAAUACUAAAUCACUUACGGCCUUCAAUGAGUAAAACAGUAACACGUCAGGCGGAGUGCCAAUUUUAGUACCUACUUGUAAAAAACUGCAAAAUUUGUGAAUUGGUACGUCGCCUGACGUGAGGCCGUUCUAAGUGCCAGGUGUGUUUUUGAGUGACGUCUUAAGGUGACGAGGCGCGCGCGAGGCCGACAACGCUGAGACGAUGAAGUAAAAUAAUGAAAUAAAGUAAACACAUGAACUGCACAAGUUGCUCCCCUCGCGCGCGCCCGGAUCCUGUACUAAUCGAUCUGUACUAGCCUAAAUAGUGAUAGUUAUAAGUUGUAAAUGCGCCCCUUAAAUGUUAAUUUAUCUCAUUUGUAUGAUUUAUAAUGAUUUAUUGAAUAUUUGCAUAAUAAUGGUGUUGUAAAUAAUUUUGUAAGAAGAUCGAAAUACAUAAAUAUCUUUAUUUAAAA